Lodderomyces jiufengensis is the source of this 1596-nucleotide messenger RNA. It is a transcript of the gene TFG1, whose product is annotated as transcription factor IIF subunit. Gene Ontology annotation, cellular component: nucleus; transcription factor TFIIF complex. Bases 1 to 1596 code for a protein of 531 amino acids. The transcript has a single exon. The record is from RefSeq and is a predicted model, not a curated record. Lineage: Eukaryota; Fungi; Ascomycota; Pichiomycetes; Serinales; Debaryomycetaceae. Gene Ontology annotation, biological process: transcription initiation at RNA polymerase II promoter; positive regulation of transcription elongation by RNA polymerase II. Gene Ontology annotation, molecular function: RNA polymerase II general transcription initiation factor activity; DNA binding; TFIIF-class transcription factor complex binding.
AUGAGUGAUUCAGAAUCUUGGAAAGAAAUACCUUUAUUUGCACCAACUGAAGAAGAUUUAAAAGAUGUUAGAACUCAUAUUUUCAAGUUUAGUUCAAAAAAUGAGAUUACAUUUGAUAAAUUCCAAAGACCAGUAUAUAUGAGUAGGAAAGAUCCUAGAAAUAUAAGUUUUCAUCUAUCAAGAAAAGAACAGGAACAACGUAAGAAGGAAAGACAAGAAGAGGAAGAAGCCAGAAAAAGAGAACAAGAGGAAGCUCAACAAGAUCAACCACAAGAAGAACAAUCAAAACCCAAAUUAUCAAGUUCUGAUUCAGAAUUAAAUAAAGUAGCACCAGAUGGAGGAGCACGUAAAAACAAAAAGAGUUUAUUUAAACGUAAAACUAAACAAAUAAAUUUAAUGGAUGAAGCUAAAAGGAAACUACGUUAUGAAGAACAUUUUCCCUGGAUACUAGAAGAUUAUACUGGUGAUAAUGUAUUUACAUCAAGUUAUGAAGCCCCAUCAUCUGAACAAGCAUUAUUUGUAUUUGAUAAAAAUGGUUUCAAAUUAAUACCAGUUGAAAAAUCAUACAGAUUUGCACCAAGAAAUAGAUACGCCACUUUGACAAUAGAAGAAGCAGAGGCUAAAAUGAGUCAAAGUAAUAUUCCACGUUGGCUAAUGAAACAUAUGGAAGAAGAUUCGAUACAAGAAGGUACACCAGAUCAAAGAUUUAAAAAAAGUUUUCGUACAGCAAGUAAUAAUAUGAGGACAGUGACAGGUGGAGCAGUAAAUGAAAGAGAUUCAGAUCAUGAUGAUUUAGAUUAUGAUGAAGAAUUUGCAGAUGAUGAAGAAGCACCAAUUAUGGAUGGAGAUGAAGAAGAAAAUAAAUUAUCGGAAAGAAAAGUUAAAAAGGAAAUGUUAAAAGCUGCUCAUUUUAAUGCUGAAGAAGAAGCAGAUGAUGAUUUAGAUGACUUAUUUGAGACUGAAAAAGAAAGAAAAGUUGAUAAAGAAGGUAAAAAAUUAAGAAAAGUAUUAAAUAAAAGAGAAGGUGGCAUAUAUGACAGUGAUGAAGAUGAACAAAACGGUCAGCCCUAUUUAUCAAAAUCAGAUUUAGAAAGUGAUGAAGAAAGUGAGUCUGAAAUAAAAGUUAAAGCUGAACCAACCGAUGAAGCGUUAAUUCAACCAACAUACAAAAGGAAUAUAAUAGCAACUAAUGUAGGUGAUGGUUUUGUCAUCGUUAAAGCACCAAAAGACUUCUUGACUACUUUACCACCUGGGGAAUGGUUACCAAAUGGUAGAAAACCAGAUUUAUCAGUACCUAAUAAAAGAAUCAAAUUAGAACAAACACCAUCUAGAGAAGCUUCACCAUCACCAGCUCCAGCUCCACCAUCUUCAAGUGCUCCCGUGUCAGAUGACUUAAAUGACGCAGGUCCAGAUUCAUUAUUGGUUACAAUAAAAGAUGUUCUUGAUAUAGUUAAAGAUCGUCCAAUAACUACAAAGGAAUUAUUAGUUGGAUUAAAAAGUAGAGUCAGUGCUCAUCCAGAGAAUAAGCAACGUAUUAUAUCUAUUGUUAAACAAAAUUUGAAGUUAGUUGAUGGAAAAUUAGUACUCAAGGAAUAA